AUGGACACCAUUGAUACAUCUGAACCUGAGAACCCAGAUAUAUUUCACGAUUUAACUACAAAGGAAAUUCAACGUAUUCAAUCUAUUCAAUGGCCACCUGGUGUUAUUAUCUUUGCUAUGGAUUUAAUUAUACCCUCGAAAAACGAAAGUUUAGCUUAUCUUUCUGGUAAAGGAGUUAAACCUCCUCGUCAAGCACGAUUAAUUGUAUAUAGGCUCGACAAACAACCAAUGGUUAUAGAAGAACACUCUGUAGAUUUAAGCCAGAAGAAUUUGACUACGGAGUUGAUACAAUAUCCAAACAGGAGAAAUCCCGUGGAAAUAUCUUCUAGACCAACUAGUCUGUUCGAUGUCAGAGAAGUGCUCAAGUUGGUUCAAUCUGAAAUAGGUGAUAUUAUACAAGAAAGUUACGAUGCCAAUAUAACCGACUGUAACAGUCACAAUAAUGAGAAAUGCUUGUUGCCUAUUCCCAUUGCUGUUACCACUUCAUAUCUUGGAGAGUUAAAGAGUGCGGAGUGGGUAUGGUUUUCCUACAUAGUAGAUUUUGUAACUCUGUAUCCAAUAGAUUUAAUGUUCUACGUUACGUUUGAGACAACUUAUCCAUUUGCUUUUACUGUUGAAAAGGUUAGUUAUGGUGGCCAAAUGUUCAACUCUUUGUCGGAAUUCAAAACAGCUUACGAAUCUGGAGCAGUGAUGAAAUCUAAAUUUUCUUUCCCAGACGUAAAAAAUGAGUCCUUCUCGACUUUGAACAGGCGGGGUCCAGAUCCCCAACCAUUCCCAACCAAACCACGUCCACACAUUGUUGAACCAGAGGGACCACGAUACACCAUCAAACAUAGACAUAUAGAAUAUCAUGAUUGGAAGUUUGAAGUGCGAAUGUCUAUGUUUCAAGGACCACAAAUCUUGGAUGUGAAGUACCUUGGAGAAAGGAUUGCAUAUGAAAUUGGGAUGCAAGAAAUAGUAGCAUAUUAUUAUGGAGAUUCGGGGGUAUUAAGAGUAUCUAAACUGGUGGAUGGGGCGUUGUUAUUAGGAGUUAGUUCAGGUGUGUUAACACCAGGCUUAGAUUGUCCAGAAACUGCAACUUACUUAAACACACCUAUGACUGAAGGUGGACCAAAACGGAAUUUGUGUGUUUUCGAAUUAGAUUCGGGAAUACCAUUAAGACGUCAUGCUGGAAAAGGCCUUGUGGAUAGUUACUUAGUUGUUCGGUCAGUCAUUGUUAUUUUCAAUUACGACUAUAUUGUGGAUUUUAUUUUCCAUCAAAGUGGAAUAUUAGAAACCAGGGUUGCCAGUACUGGAUACAUUCUAUCUGCUGUAUAUUCAGAUAAAGAAAGGGAAUAUGGUUUCCAUCUACACGAUGCUAUAUUUGGACCUAUUCAUCAUCACCUCUUUCAUUUUAAAGUAGACAUAGAUAUUCUGGGUACAUCUAAUCGCUAUGGGACACUUGAUUUUAAAACUGUUAACGUAUCCAAUGCGGACUGGUUAACAGCUGAUAGUUAUCAAACUCAAAUCAAAUUCGAACAUAAUCUCAAACAAACUGAACUGGAAGCUGCUUAUGAAUUUAAUUUUGACACACCAAAAGAGCAUAUUUUCUAUAAUGAGGAUAAGAAAAAUAGGUUUAACGUAUCCCGUGCCUAUAAAGUACAAAUAACUGGUAUGUCAAAACAGUUACUACCAGAAGGUACGCCUGGGGAAGAUGCUGUUGCGUGGUCGCGGCACCAGUUGGAUGUAACAAAGUUUAAAGAUGAAGAAUACACAAGCACCUCUUUAUAUGCAUCGUUUGAUGGCCACGAUCCUGUGGUUGAUUUCUCUAAAUAUUUCGCCGAUGAUGAAAAUAUAGUGGAUGAGGAUAUAGUGGCAUGGGUAUCUUUAGGAAUCAUCCAUCUACCAACUACUGAAGAUCUGCCCUUAACUCAAACACCAGGAAAACAGUUAGCCUUUAUUUUAGCUCCACACAAUUAUUUUGAGGAAGAUCCUUCCGUGUCCUCCUAUGAUCAGGUAUAA
This is a messenger RNA of Lottia gigantea (owl limpet), 2001 nucleotides long. RefSeq lists its product as hypothetical. The coding region runs from base 1 to 2001 and encodes 666 amino acids. Gene Ontology annotation, cellular component: plasma membrane. The transcript has 2 exons. Gene Ontology annotation, biological process: amine metabolic process. Lineage: Eukaryota; Metazoa; Mollusca; Gastropoda; Lottiidae. Gene Ontology annotation, molecular function: quinone binding; copper ion binding; primary methylamine oxidase activity. The record is from RefSeq and is a predicted model, not a curated record.